Molecule: messenger RNA, 6294 nt
Organism: Bombina bombina (fire-bellied toad)
Lineage: Eukaryota; Metazoa; Chordata; Amphibia; Anura; Bombinatoridae
Gene: FER1L6
Product: fer-1 like family member 6
Exons: 40
Coding region: 1-6078 (2025 amino acids)
Biological process (GO): plasma membrane organization
Cellular component (GO): membrane
Source: RefSeq, a predicted model, not a curated record
AUGGAGGCCCUAGCAGCUGUUGAUAACUGGGAGCGCACUUUAUGCAACGCGAUCUCGCAAAGCUACGACCAGCUGCAGAGGGAACUUCGCUCCUUACUUUUGGCCAUUACGGACCAAUGUGCCGCUCUCCCCCCGGCGUCCUCUGAGGGCUGCCUAGGGUCAGAUAAGAACUUCCCUCACUGUGAGCUACCGGCAAAGUCUGAAUGCCCUCCCGCUCACUUCUUCAGGGCCCGUGAGGUUGCCGCGUCACAGUGCCCCACUUCUGGCCCCACGGACAUUGAGUCUGAGGUGACUGAUCUAUCCAACAUAAUGGCGACAAUGAUCGCUCCCAAAAAGAAUCCGGAUACGAACCGGGUCUGCGGGGGCCAAGAUAAGCUAGCAACCUACUUUUUUGAGCAUAACAGGUCUGGUCUGCUGGUCCUGAGGAACUUUCCUUUUGCUCUACAGCGUGAGGAUAAUUGUGACCCGAGAAAGCCUAACCGUGAAGUGGAUCACAGUGCUGCGGCAAGUCUGACCUCCCAGCUGAACAUUAUCCUUCCCUGUAUAAGGCUUGGUAAACAAGAUGAUGCUGACAGCAUUCAAGGUGAUGUUGCUGGAAAUGAAACCGGUGGCAGCAAUGACAACUUAUUCAUUGACCUGUCUGCUUCAAACAGCUCUCUUUCUGCGGCCAUGCAGAAGAAAAGGUCAAAACUGGUUUCCAAGAUUCAUGAAGGAGAUGCAAAAAUCCAAACGUACCAGAUUGCCAUAACAAUCACUGAAGCCCGCCAGCUGAUUGGUGAAAAUAUUGAUCCCAUUGUGAUUAUUGAGAUUGGGGAUGAAAAGAAACAAACAACUGUAAAAGAAGGAACAAAUGCUCCGUUCUACAAUGAGUAUUUCGUUUUUGAUUUUAUUGGACAUCAAGAACAGCUUUUUGACAAAAUUAUCAAGCUUUCAGUCAUGCACAACAAAUUGAUAGGAAGCGUUUUGAUUGGAUCUUUUAGACUUGAUUUGGGGACAGUUUAUAACGAGCCAGGUCAUCAGUUUUCUGACAAGUGGGCUGUGCUGACAGACCCUGCUGACAUCAGAACGGGAGUCAAAGGAUACUUAAAAUGUGAUAUCAGUGUGGCUGGGAAAGGUGACAGUGUGCAAUCUUCUCAGAAAAUAAGUGAUGCAGAAGAGCAAAUUGAAAAGAACUUGCUCAUACCAAAAGGAUUUCCAUCAGAAAGACCAUGGGCUAGGUUUUAUGUGAGAAUAUACAGAGCAGAAGGUCUGCCAAAGAUGAACUCCAGCAUCAUGGCAAAUGUGACCAAAGCUUUUAUUGGUGACAGUAAAGACCUAGUUGAUCCCUAUGUGGUGGUCAUGUUUGCAGGCCAAAUGGGAAAAACCACAGCUCAGAAGAAUUGUGCCGAUCCAGUGUGGCAUGAGCAGAUCAUUUUCAAGGAAAUGUUUCCUCCUCUGUGUCGUAGAGUUAAAAUCCAGGUGUGGGACGAGGGCAGCAUGAAUGAUGUGGCUUUAGCAACUCAUUACAUUGAUCUGAAGAAGAUUUCUGAUGAGCAAGAUGGAGACAAAGGCUUUCUUCCUACAUUUGGACCGGCCUGGAUUAAUUUAUAUGGCUCACCUCGAAAUACAACACUAAUGGAUGAUCACCAAGAACUUAAUGAGGGCCAUGGGGAAGGGGUUUCAUUUAGAGGACGCAUCUUAAUAGAACUUGCUGUUGAAAUCCUGUCUGGCGGAGCACAUGAAUCAAAGUUUUCAAAGAUUGUUAAGGAUAUCAAACUUCCUCUAAAGGAUUCAAAGUCUUCCAAAGGAUCAGGAAAAGAGAAGGGAGAAAAGGGAUCUGAAGAAGGAAAACCAACUUCUGCAGCAGAUAAGACAAACUCAACUCAAGUGGAAGUAGAGAAAUUUGAUAUACCUCCUGAGGCCCAGGAAGAACACAUGGAAGACUUUUUACUUUUUGGGUCAUUUUUUGAAGCAACACUAAUCGAUAGGAAGAUCGGAGACAAACCUAUAAGUUUUGAGGUGUCUGUAGGUAAUUUUGGUAACGUUCUGGAUGGAGCAUCACAUUCUGGUAGUAAAAAGAAGGGUCAUGACGCAGAAGAUGCAGAAACUGCUCCUCUGAUACACCCUGAGGAAGGAGAAUCCACCCAUGAAAUCUCAAUGUCAUUCAGAUCUGUAACAACGCCCACAAAGCCAGUGAUCACUGAGGGGAACAGAAACUACAACUACUUGCAAUUCAAUGAAAAAAAGCCUUGUAUCUAUGUGAAAAGUACCUGGGGAGAUCAGACCUUUAGACUAUAUAGUUCAAAUGUGCUUCAGAAAAUGGCAGAUCACCUUGGGGAAGGAUUGGUGCAUAUCAGAGAGCUUAUCAAGGUUUCAGAUUUAGCUCCAGAGGAGAAGAUGAGAGAAGUACUUACAGAUUUUAUCAACCAAAGCAGAGUGUUCAUCUCUGCAGCAGAAAAGAAAUACAAAUUGACAAAUACUACAGCACUAGACAAGAAGAGAGUGACCCUCUGCAAACAAGAACUGGAAGCAAUGUCAAGUGAGGCAAAAAACAUUGUUAAACAGAAGAAAAAAAUGACAGAAAGUGAAAUUACCCGGGAUAUCCAGAGCUUUAUAAACAGAAUCACAUUCCUGGUGGAUGAACCACAGCAUACCGUGCCUGAUGUGUUUAUUUGGCUGCUCAGCAAUAAUAAACGCGUGGCUUAUGCACGUAUCCCUGCCAGAGAUAUUCUGUACUCUCCUGUGCCCGAGGAGAGAGGCCACCACUGUGGGAAGAUUAAAACACUCUUCUUUAAACUCCCAGGAAAGCGAGGACCUGGAUGGAAUGUCCAAGCCAAGGUAGAUGUGUACAUGUGGCUGGGCUCAAGUAAGUACUCCAAUGCCAUCUUUGAAAACCUGCCUAUCGGAUAUGAAGUGGAAACACAUCCAGCAUCCAGUGGUCAUCAUGGACCUCUACCACCAGGAAAUGUGGUCUACAAUUCCCAACACGCCUUCCAGUUACGUGCGCACAUGUAUCAGGCUCGGGGACUUAUAGCUGCAGACAGUUCUGGGCUCUCUGAUCCUUUUGCAAAAGUGACAUUUAUCUCACACUGCCAAACCACAAAGAUUAUUUCUCAGACACUCUCCCCCACUUGGAACCAAAUGCUGCUAUUUAAUAUCAUCAACCUUUAUGGGGAACUGAAAGAUAUAGCUGAUGACCCUCCAAAUAUUGUGAUAGAACUUUAUGAUGAUGAUGCUUUGGGUAAACCUGAGUAUCUUGGGGCAACAGUUGCAGCCCCAACAGUAACAUUAAGUGACCAGAAAUACACCCCAGCCAAACUGGCUUACUAUCCAAUUUUUUGUGGAAAUCUAUCAGGAGGGGAUCUGCUUGCUGCAUUUGAAUUGCUCCAGAUUCCAGAAUCUGGUGCAGAAGGACUUCCUCCAAUAGAAAGUCCUGAUCCAAGCCAAAUCUAUUCAGUUCCAGCAGAUAUCCGUCCUGUCCUGAGUAAAUAUAGAGUGGAAGUUCUUUUCUGGGGAGUCAGAGAAUUAAAGAAAGUGCAGCUUCUUUCUGUCGACCGGCCCCAGGUGAUGAUUGAGUGUGCAGGAAAAGGAGUCAAAUCGUGUGUAAUCCAGAGCUACAAGAACAAUCCAAAUUUCAACGUUGUUGGAGACUGGUUCGAAGUGGAGUUGCCUGAGAAUGAAGUUUUGCAUCCUCCGCUGAGUAUCUGUGUUGUUGACUGGAGAGCAUUUGGUCGCAGCACAUUAGUUGGAACUCAUAUGAUCAACUGUCUGAAGCAGUUUUUAAGUAAACCAGUGGAACCACCUGCAAUAGAAGCACCAGUUGAGGAAAAAGCAACAGUUGAUGGUACAGCUGAUGGCGCUCCAGUUUAUGACACCCCUGACCAGCAAGAUUCUCCAGACCAUAUUUAUGUGGAUGUUGAGCCUCCACUGGUCCAUAUUGAGCCUCCAGUACCAGCACCCAGUCCUCCCCCAGGUCAGGAGCCAGCACCAGAUACAACUGUGCAAAAACCAGAAACCACAGAGGCAGCGCCAGUCAAAUCUCCACUGAAGAAAGAUUCUAAACAAAAGGAAUUGGUGCGAAGUUCUACUAGACGCUCAACUAAAAAGAAAAAAAGAACUAUAGCUGAUGAAUCUGCAGAAAAUGUUAUUGAUUGGUGGUCUAAGUACUAUGCAUCAGUAGAUAAAAUGCAAAAGGCAAAAGCAAGUGCUGCAAACACUGAAACAGAUGAUAACUCUCCUAAAAAGUCAGGACAAGUGACCUUAUUGAUUGAGGAUGAACCUGAAAAAAAAAAAAAGGAUUUUAAGAAAGGACUUGAAAUUGCAAAAAAGAAACCAAAACAAGAAGGUCCAAAUCUUGCUACAUUACAGAUAUAUGAUGGAGAAUUGGAAAGUGACUUUAAUAAUUUUGAAGACUGGGUUAGAACCUUUGAACUUUAUAGAGGAAAAUCAACAGAUGAAGACCAUAGCGUCCAUGAUGACAGAGUUAUUGGUAAAUUCAAGGGCUGCUUCAGCAUUUACAAGAGUGUUGAUGACUCCAGUGGAAUGGACGGAGGACAGCUAAGGAUAUUGCAAGGAAUUCCAUCCAACCAUGCAGUAAAAGUUCUCAUUCGAGUUUAUGUUGUGGCAGCAUUUAACCUGAGCCCAGCUGAUUCAGAUGGGAAAUCUGAUCCAUAUAUUGUAUUAAGGCUGGGGAAGACUGAAAUAAAAGAUCGAGAUAAUUACAUUCCUAAGCAGUUAAAUCCGGUAUUUGGAAGAUCAUUUGAGAUGCAAGCUACUUUCCCAAAGGAAUCUCUAUUAACUGUUCUGAUAUAUGACCAUGAUAUGAUUGGAUCCGACGACCUCAUUGGUGAGACGAAAAUUGAUUUGGAGAAUCGCUUUUACAGCAGACAUCGUGCAACCUGCGGCUUACAAAGUCAAUAUGAAAUAGACGGAUACAACGCCUGGAGGGACUCUACCAAACCAUCAGAGAUUCUCACAAAGCUGUGUAAAGACAACAAAAUAAAUGGGCCAUUCUUCCGUCCUGGCCAGAUACAAAUUGGAAGCAAAAUUUAUUCAGGCCAAACUUUGUUUGAUCAAGAUGAUGAGAAAGUUGAAUCUUAUGAACAUCUUGCCCUUAAAGUUCUUCAUUCUUGGUCUGACACUCCUGAUAUUGGCUGCAAACUUGUUCCAGAAUACAUUGAAACUAGACCAUUAUAUCAUAAAAAUAAGCCUGGAAUUGAACAGGGGAGGGUCCAGAUGUGGAUAGACAUGUUUCCAACAGAUAUGCCGCUUCCAGGCCCUCCUGUUGAUAUUUCACCUCGUAAGCCAAAAGGAUACGAAUUAAGAAUAAUCAUCUGGAAUACAGAAGAUGUUAUUUUGGAGGAUGAAAAUAUAUUCACGGGACAAAAAUCCAGUGACAUCUAUGUGAAAGGGUGGCUGAAAGGACUUGAAGAUGACAGCCAAGAAACCGAUGUUCAUUACAACUCUUUGACAGGGGAGGGAAACUUCAACUGGCGAUUCGUGUUUCCAUUUUUUUAUCUACCAGCUGAAAAACAAAUGGUCGUCACUAAACGAGAAAACAUAUUUUCAUUGGAGAAGACAGAGCGUAAAAUUCCAUCUGUACUUCUUCUUCAAGUCUGGGACUUUGAAAGAUUAUCUUCAGAUGACUUUCUGGGUUCUAUGGAAUUGAACCUCAAUGGUUUCCAUCGAGGAGCUAAGACUGCAAAGAGCUGUGACUUGAGUAUGGCUACUGUUUUGAAGGAUGAAAAUAAGAUAUCCAUCUUCCAACAGAAGCGUAUCCGUGGCUGGUGGCCUUUUGUAAAAGCUGGAGAACUCACUGGAAAAGUGGAAGCUGAGUUCCACUUAGUAUCAGCUGAGGAAGCUGAGAAGAAUCCUGUUGGGCGUGCGAGGAAAGAGCCAGAACCAUUAGAGAAACCAAACCGACCUGACACCUCCUUUUCCUGGUUUGUGAAUCCCUUCAAAUGUCUUUAUCACCUGAUCUGGAGAAACUACAAGAAGUACAUUAUCAUUGCUUUUGUUUUACUCAUUCUCGCUCUGUUCCUUGCAUUGUUUGUAUAUACUUUGCCUGGUGCAAUCAGUCAUCGCAUAUUAAAUGUAUAAAACAUAAUUUCCUGUUCUUACUGGACACUAGGCACAAUUAUUUCUGGAACAAGAAAGAGAUUACCUGCCACAUGUUAUAAGCAUCUACUGAGAGUCCUUGAUAGACAAUUUUCUGUUCAAAAUCUAAUUUGCCUUUCUCCCAUAAUAAUCUAAUUUUCAGCUACAUACUCUCUUAAUAAAUUCAAUCAAUAGUAAUCAGAAACACUGAUUUGGACU